This is a messenger RNA of Ipomoea nil (Japanese morning glory), 997 nucleotides long. Its product is annotated as phosphomannomutase. Bases 148 to 885 code for a protein of 245 amino acids. Gene Ontology annotation, cellular component: cytosol. The transcript has 12 exons. Gene Ontology annotation, biological process: protein N-linked glycosylation; GDP-mannose biosynthetic process; mannose metabolic process. Gene Ontology annotation, molecular function: phosphomannomutase activity. Lineage: Eukaryota; Viridiplantae; Streptophyta; Magnoliopsida; Solanales; Convolvulaceae. The record is from RefSeq and is a predicted model, not a curated record.
AACAGCACAUGCUCCAUCUCAGAUUUGCAACACUUCCUCUCACUCACGGCUAAGCUCUUUCCCUUUUGCCCGCAUUACUCGCGGACUUUACGCAAUCGCUGUUGCAGAUUGAAGGUUCCGGAUUCAACGCUGACGACUUUGGAUCCAAUGGCUGCAAGGAAGCCUGGUUUGAUUGCUCUGUUCGAUGUCGACGGUACGCUUACUGCUCCGAGAAAGGUGGUUACUACGAAAAUGUUGGAAUUCAUGCAGGAACUAAGAAAGGUAGUCACAGUUGGUGUUGUUGGAGGUUCAGAUCUUGUUAAGAUAUCGGAACAGCUUGGCAGCUCUGCUAUAAAUGAUUAUGAUUAUGUAUUCUCUGAGAAUGGACUGGUGGCGCACAAGGAUGGGAAGCUAAUUGGAACACAGAGCUUGAAGUCUUUUCUUGGGGAUGAAAAACUCAAGGAAUUCAUUAACUUUACUCUCCACUAUAUUGCUGACUUGGAUAUCCCAAUAAAAAGGGGAACAUUCAUUGAGUUCCGCAGUGGCAUGCUUAAUGUGUCACCAAUUGGUAGGAAUUGUAGCCAGGAAGAGCGAGAUGAGUUUGAACAAUAUGAUAAGGUUAACAAGAUCCGUGAACAGAUGGUAUCAGUCCUUCGAGAAAAAUUUGCUCACCUCAACCUCACUUUUUCCAUCGGGGGCCAAAUUAGCUUUGAUGUUUUCCCUCGAGGAUGGGACAAGACAUAUUGCUUGAGAUACCUUGAUGAGUUCAAUGAAAUCCAUUUUUUCGGAGACAAAACAUAUAAGGGUGGAAAUGACUAUGAGAUUUUUGAAUCUGAGAGAACUGUGGGGCACACAGUUACUAGCCCAGAUGAUACAGCAAAGCAAUGCAGAGACGUUUUCCUGUGAUUUCAUCAAGCAGUUGCAAUAUUCAAUGCAUUUGAAUUGUAAUGUUAUGUAUUUGUUUGUAAAGCAAACCAUGUUGUGCUCUAAAUAAAAGCUUUGAAUUUGUCUUUCAUUU